Molecule: messenger RNA, 1405 nt
Organism: Setaria italica (foxtail millet)
Lineage: Eukaryota; Viridiplantae; Streptophyta; Magnoliopsida; Poales; Poaceae
Product: heat stress transcription factor B-4b
Exons: 2
Coding region: 222-1154 (310 amino acids)
Biological process (GO): regulation of transcription by RNA polymerase II
Cellular component (GO): nucleus
Molecular function (GO): DNA-binding transcription factor activity; RNA polymerase II cis-regulatory region sequence-specific DNA binding
Source: RefSeq, a predicted model, not a curated record
CUUCAUCUCUCUCACACACAUAUUCUCUCUCCUCGUCUCUGUGUAGCUACUAGCUUAUAUUGCCGCUUCCGUCCUUGGCUCUCGCUCACCUCUCCUUCCAUCUUCUUCUUCUUCUCGUCCUCCUCGAUCCCUCCCUACCGAGCUACACACGGCUGCAAGAAAGAAACAAAGAAAGAGAGAGGCCCGCCGAUCGAAUCAAAUCAGAUCGAUAGCUUUGUGCCAUGGCUUUCCUGGUGGAGCGGUGCGGCGAGAUGGUUGUGUCGAUGGAGACCUCGCCGACGCACGCGAAGCCGGUGCCGGCGCCGUUCCUGACCAAGACGUACCAGCUGGUGGACGACCCCUGCACCGACCACAUCGUGUCGUGGGGCGAGGACGACACCACCUUCGUGGUGUGGCGCCCGCCCGAGUUCGCGCGCGACCUCCUCCCCAACUACUUCAAGCACAACAACUUCUCCAGCUUCGUCAGGCAGCUCAACACCUAUGGUUUUAGGAAGAUAGUGGCAGAUCGGUGGGAGUUUGCCAACGAGUUCUUCAGGAAGGGAGCCAAGCACCUCCUUGCCGAGAUCCACCGGAGGAAGUCGUCGCAGCCGCUGCCGACGCCGCUGCCACCGCACCAGCCCUACCACCACCACCACCACCAUCUCCACCACCACCACCUCAACCCCUUCUCCCCGCCGCCGCCGCCUCCAACCCAACCGGUGUAUCAUUUCCAAGAAGAGCCCGCCGCCGCGCACGGCGUCCACGGCGGCAGCAAUGGUGGUGACGGCAGCGGCGGUGGGGACUUCUUGGCAGCGCUGUCGGAGGACAACCGCCAGCUGCGGCGGCGCAACUCGCUUCUGCUGUCGGAGCUGGCGCACAUGAAGAAGCUCUACAACGACAUCAUCUACUUCCUGCAGAACCACGUGGCGCCGGUGACGAGCCCCUCGUCGGCGGCGCACCACGCGUCCCUGCCCAGCGCCGGCGCCGCGUCCUCCUGCAGGCUGAUGGAGCUGGACCCGGGCUCCCCUUCCCCGCCGCCGCGGCCGGAGGCGGCGGAGGACGCCGGUGACGGCACGGUGAAGCUGUUCGGCGUGGCGCUGCAGGGCAAGAAGAAGAAGCGGGCGCACCGAGAGGACGGCGACGACGACCAUGAGCAGGGAAGCAGCGAGGUCUAACCGCCGGCCGGCCGACCGGCCGGAUUGCUCUCGUCUCGUGUACAUAUAGAGAUCAGACCAGAGAGGAGUAGUUGCAUCGCUAGCUCGCUAGCUAGGCUUUGGUAAUUUCUUUUGAGUGCGUGUACUGAGAUUAAUUUGCAAGCUAAGUGUUGAUUAGUCCGAGUAAAACUAACAAGGAUGCAUGCUUGCGUGCAUGGAUGAAUCGAUCGAAGUUAAGUUGUUCCAGAGGCUUGCAGUUGCACCAACUUCAA